AGCACGGCCUCAACAAAGCCAGAUUUCAGAGCCACCGCUUAGAAGCAACCUUCUAUUUAUUGAGCAUGAAAGAAGCAUGACAUGCCCACCUCGAGACAGAUAACUCCCACUGAACGGAAACCACAUCGCUCUCGUUUGAUAGAGGGAACAAGAUUCCUCCCUCCCUGGAAAGCAGGAGGGAAGAGGAGGAGGAGGAUUAGAAAUGCCUUGAGCAUCAUCGCAUUUCAUGUCCAGGUCUCCCACGGGACAUGAAUGGACUCAUCUCGAUUCCUGUUCAGAGGGCAGUGCAGAGUAGAAUCUGCGGUUCGAUUGACUCGUGGGAGGAUGGGUUUGAGGUGAUGUCGUAAGGACAUGUACAAUGAGACUCUCGUUCUGAUUCUGUGCCCAGUUCACGUGGACUAUUUAAAGAUUCAGGGCGGGCUGUUCGAGGGAUCGGAGGGAAUAUUGAUAUUUUAUGUGGCGGAGGGGCAGACCAGAGAGCUUAAGUGUUGAGAUCCUGGCUGUUGUCCCCUUGUGGUCGUAACCUCUCUCUGUGCUGAGAGUAUGGCAAAACUUUCAGCACCUGAGAAGGUGAAGCUGGCGAUCACGCCCUCGUGGCCGAUCUUGUGCGUGGGGCUGUUUCUGCUGGCCUUGAUCAUUCAGAAUUCCGACUCUGUCGAUCGAUUCUUCGUGACGAGCUACAUCCGCCACACUCCUCGAGCCGAGGCGCAAGAGAUCGCCGACACCGCUCACGUGCCGGCAGGCACCGCCACUCUCGACGAGAAGAGCGAUGGAACGAUCUUCGCUGCAGAUUCGGGUCCUCCUCCUUCGAAUCCCCCUCCGCCCCCUGCUCCCGUCAUCGACGAGCCGUCCAAGGACCAAGACGUAGUGUUCAAGGAUGACUCGCAGAGCGCCAUUCUCGCGCAGCAGCAGAAGAACGAGGAAGAGGAGAAUGCCAACCUGCGCACGGACGACGACGAUGACACGGCGUUCGUGCCUUCCGCGGGAGUGCAGAAGCUGGUGGAAUUGCUGCGCCAGGCGACGCUCGAGGCCUCGGGCGGCGAGCCGGUGGAGUUCACGGAGGCGGACAGGAAGGCGUGGGACGAGCAGCAUCCGUGCCGGAGUCGAGGCGAGCUCAGGUCGUUGUACGCGGAGCGCAAGCACAUGAAGGACGUGCCGAUCAACCGGCAGUGGAAUCUGGUCUUCUCGGAGUACGAGAAGCUCCAUCGCACCUGCACGUCGAGAAUAGGCGAUCUGCAGCGCUACUUCGAGUCGAAAAACACGUCUUCGGGGUGCAAAUUCCUCGUGACGGAGCCGCACUUUGGCCUGGGCAACAAGCUCUUCCACACCUCGUCCACCCUGAUGCUGGCGAUCCUGACGCAGCGCGUGAUUCUCAUCCCGAAAGCUACCUCGAUUCCGGCCUUGUUCUGCGAACCAUUCGCCGGGUCGUCCUGGGGAAUCGACGAUGCCUUCCACAGCCUCAUCAAGGACGGCCGCAAACCCUCGGAGCAGUUCUUCAAGCAGGUCGAUCACGACAGGACCGUCGCUCGCAAGGCCAAAGGCACGCUGGGCAACAGUCUGUACGCAUCGGCGAUGAAUGACGAGUGGGUGGGUCCAGAGCCGAGGUUCUGGUGCAACACGGAGCAGAAGUACAUGAGCUCUGUCACGUGGUUGACGGUGAGCGGAUGCACGCUCUUCGUGCACAAGCUGAUGGCGAUCGACAUGUUCCGUCGGGCUAUGGAGGAUCUGUUUCCGCAGAAAAUCGUGGUCACGUACCUGCUGCGCUCGGUGCUGCUGCCCACGGAUCCGGCCUGGGAGCGAAUUCUGCACGUGAACGAGGUCUAUCUGGCGGGCGCGCAGAAGCAGGUCGGCGUGCAGGUGCGAUUCUUCCAGGAAGACGAGGAGUACAAGUUGAAGAACGAACAGAUCAACAAGCGCAUCACGAAAUGCAUGUGGGAACACAAAAUCCUGCCCGAAGUCUGCCCCGCCAAUCCCCACGACAAAGCUCUGGCCGAUCCCAAAUUCGCCGACUGCAACCACAAGCUCACGGCCGAGGAUCACCAGAACCCCAAAGUGCUCAAGGUGCUCAUCGGGUCGCUCUUCCUGGGGCUACACGACCACCUGAACGACAUCUACCUGCGCCACGAGAUGACCACCACCAAAGAGGCCGUGGGCAUCAUUCAGCUCACCCACGAGCUCAUCCAGGGCGACGGCCAGGAAGUGGACACGCAAGCUUUGGUCGAGAUUAUCAGCCUCAGUAUGUCUGACAUUCUGCUGAUCACGCCCAUGUCCACAUUCGGAGGGGUGAUUCACGCCUACGGAGGUCUGAUCCCCUGGUUCAUCGAGUUCGGCCCCGAGAAGGAUCCGGCCGUGGUGUGCGAGAGAGGCAAGGGCAUCGAGCCCUGCUACAUGGGCGCCAGUCAGUACUACGAGUGCAAGUAUGAUGAUGCCGGACAGCAGAAGAUUUCGGACGUGGUUCCUUACCUGCAGGAUUGCUUGGCGAUCGAUGUGGGAUACGGAUACAAGCUCAACAUGAUACCGGAAGGAUACGGAAUGCAGAUGACCCCGGAGAAUUCCAAGGAUCAGGACUUUUCUAUAGACUAAUAAUCCGUCCAGUUGAUGUUUGCUUACACUGGCCAUGUUUGCGACCUGUAUAUAAUUGGUUAUGUCUAAAUGAAAGAGCCACGGCCAGCACCCAGCACCCAGGGCCCCAACCCCCACACUCCUCGGUCCAUACCAUCAUCAUGACAGUUCGUCUGCAAUUUCUCACAAUUUUCGGCAAAGAAUUGCUCGGACUUACUCGUGCUCGGGCUUCGGUCGAGAAAUCGAUGGAUCAGACUUCUGACAUGGAUGAUGCUGAUUCUCCGAAGUUCGUUCACCAAUUCUACCAGCUCUUCAAGCAGACCGGUCCUGAUGCCUACCUUGGCACCACUUUUGUCGGAUCAUCUCUUGUUUGCAGAAUUUCUGGGCGGGGAAUGCAAUUUAUCGAUGGAGGUCGGUUGAAUUAUUUGGUCGAGAUUUUCAUCCGGGAAUGCAGUUGAGUGACAGACAUAGUUUUAGUGAUUGUCAUUGAUGAGAGCAGCAACAGAUUCCUGAGUAUCGAUCAGUCGAUGGGACGGAAUUCUUGUGGAUCCUCUAGAGGAUUGAGAUGCCUCACUCAUCUCGGAGCUUUAGGAUCGAGAUGGUGAUGCAAUUUAGCAGUGAACUAUUUAUCGGCUCCAUGGUUGGGGCUCGGAAAGGAAGAGCUAACGUCUUCAGGCUGAAACGUGCUCUAUAUCAUCAUUGAAAGGUGGUCAGGUUCCAAAGGGAACCGUAAACAGGUGGACGAACAGGGUUUAUGAUGUAUAAAGAUUCAGGCGAAUCCCAGCUGGACGAGAUGUGUCUUGGGCAGAGGGAGGGCCGGCAUAAAGUGGGGAUGAUUGAUCGAACUGGGACGAUGGACCCAACAAGUGGUCCAAGGCCUCUUGUUGUGGCCUUGGACCCGAGGCCACUUGUGGUGAUGUCGUUCAUAGACCUCGUGCCGAAUCCGUGAGCACGUGGAGAGUACUUUAGAUGAGCUGAUGGGGGCCCGGGAGAGGCUCAAGGAACGCAGAAAACAUUACAAUUUGGUAAAGUCUAGACGAACAUUGUUCAGAUGAUCCUUGUAAUCUUUAGUUAGUAUAUUUUUUGAAAGCUCGUGACAUGUCUCAGACGAUCGAUCUUUCCAUAGAGGUCCGCACGGAGGUGACAAAGUGGAGUUGGGUUCCGGUCCAAACAUGAUUCUUCUGUGCGAUGAUUGGUGCCCUGAUUACAGUAUUUAUUUUUUGAUGUAAUAUAGAAGCAAUGAUGUCCGAAAGUGACGACA
Messenger RNA from Marchantia polymorpha subsp. ruderalis, 3823 nucleotides. Lineage: Eukaryota; Viridiplantae; Streptophyta; Marchantiopsida; Marchantiales; Marchantiaceae. The record is from the annotation of a GenBank genome assembly.